This is a messenger RNA of Filobasidium floriforme, 1195 nucleotides long. Its product is annotated as ADP-ribosylation factor family-domain-containing protein. Gene Ontology annotation, cellular component: cytoplasm; microtubule cytoskeleton. NCBI's taxonomy places the organism in Eukaryota, Fungi, Basidiomycota, Tremellomycetes, Filobasidiales, Filobasidiaceae. The coding region runs from base 193 to 822 and encodes 209 amino acids. Gene Ontology annotation, molecular function: GTPase activity; GTP binding. The transcript is spliced from 7 exons. The record is from RefSeq and is a predicted model, not a curated record. Gene Ontology annotation, biological process: protein folding.
UAUAGUAGCAUACACAUGAUCAAGUGCGUUUUAGUACCUGAUUGUAGUCGUCAGCGUCCUGAUCGGAAUGGAAAUGAGAAGAGCGAUCUAGCGAAGGUAAUUUGGCGCAUAUCACGAUUCGUCUUCAAGGAAGCCAUCGUUGGUAUACGCUGAUCAAUCUGGGAAGAAGAUCGCACAUUCAGAUCCACUACUAUGGGACUAUUGACGAUCAUCCGAAAGAAUCGACUCAAGGAGAAGGAGAUGAGGAUCCUCUUCCUCGGACUGGAUAACGCGGGGAAGACGACGAUCUUGAAAAAGCUGAACGGGGAGGAUAUCAGUACGGUCAGCCCGACUCUAGGAUUCAACAUCAAAUCUUUCGGAUACAAAGGGUACACGCUGAACGUCUGGGACGUAGGCGGUCAACGGACGCUUCGGCCAUAUUGGAGGAAUUACUUUGAAGCGACCGAUGCAGUGGUCUGGGUUGUGGAUUCAUCAGACCGGCUGAGGACCAAAGAUUGUCAGGAAGAGUUGAAGGGGUUGUUGCAAGAAGAGAGAUUGGCAGGUGCGACAUUGUUGAUCUUUGCCAACAAGCAGGAUAUUCCCGGCUCGAUGAGCUUGGCGGACAUUCGGGAUGCUCUGGAUCUCCCCUCGAUCCAGUCCCAUCGAUGGCUCGUGCAGCCGUGUUCAGCGUAUACAGGGGACAAGCUCGUAGACGGGCUGGACUGGUUGGUGCAAGACGUGGCGGACAGGGUGUACUACUCGAGUCCUGCGAUACCGGUCGAGGAGAAGGAAAAGGACACCGUGGCUGCAAAAAUCAACAAGGCUGGAUCCCUGACAGCAUGAAUCGCCGUCCAUACGGGAUGCAGAGCAGUACUGAAAAUGGUGUCUACGAUCAAUUCGACGAUGAUGCCAAACGGACCGAGUUAUUCGACGAUCCACCUCAAGGUUGCCGAUACGAGCGAGCCCUCCAUGUGAUGAGGCAUCACAUGCUAUAAUUACUUGUUUGCCGUGUUCGACGGACGGUUAGACGACAAGCCUGUCGUUUUGAGGGCCAGCAUGACCAGGUGAAAAAGUAGACCUCCUUUGUCUGGACUGGUCCGAACCGUUGUAAGAAACUCUUAUGACUGACUAUAUACUACCCCCUAGUACCCCCUAACGUCCUCAGUUAGUGAGCUUGCUCGCACACACAAAUCAGAUCAAUCUAUUUACUUCCGUC